AUGUAUUUCAAUUAAGAAUUAUUUAAAAAAGUUGAAAACCCUCUUAGGGACACGCAAAAACAUAAGAAAAUUGUGAUUAUGAGGUAUUACUACAAAUAAACAAUUUACUAUUUUAAUUAUCCUUAAAAAGCUAAUUAUUGUACUGUAAAAUUAUCGAUAUGAUUUAAUAGUUAAUACAUGGAUACUUAUAACAUAGUGAUUUCAUUUAAAUUUCGCUAUUUAACAGGAAUACAAUUAAUAUUGUAAGAAUUUUUCAAAGCAGAUUAAUUUAUUUUUUCCAUCAAAUUUAUCUAUGCAAGGGAAUGA
Paramecium octaurelia is the source of this 306-nucleotide messenger RNA. The record is from the annotation of a GenBank genome assembly. Lineage: Eukaryota; Ciliophora; Oligohymenophorea; Peniculida; Parameciidae.